Messenger RNA from Lolium rigidum, 1177 nucleotides. RefSeq lists its product as uncharacterized. The record is from RefSeq and is a predicted model, not a curated record. The coding region runs from base 249 to 1073 and encodes 274 amino acids. The transcript has 2 exons. NCBI's taxonomy places the organism in Eukaryota, Viridiplantae, Streptophyta, Magnoliopsida, Poales, Poaceae.
UUCCUCCUGGCUCCCCCAACCUUUCCAUACUUCGACCAAACCUUCCUUCCUUCUUCCCCAGAGUCCAGAGAACCUCACCGGGAUCCCUCUAGCCAGCGCUAUAUAUACAUUUGUCUCCCAUUAAAGCUCCCUCCCCUUCCUCCUCCUCCACCUCUCCAUACCCAUCUUGGUUUCACCCCCUGAGUCCACGGCCAAACGAAGAAGACGAAAGUAGCAGCGCGCGAGACAGAGGUUGGAGCUUAGGAUCGAUGGCAAUGGAACCGAUCCCGCUGGGGUUCGGGGACGGCAUGGACGCCACGCUCUUCUCCUCCCUCUGGGCCUUCCAGGACGAGGUCCAGCAGCCCCAAGAGAGCGUGGAGGAGCUGAAGCAGAGCCUGCUGGCGGCGACGACGGAGCUGGAGGCGUCCAAGGAGGAGCUGCGGCGGAAGGAGCAGACCAUCGCCAAGCUCGCCGACCUCGUGCGCCAGGUGGCCAAGGAGCGCGACGAGGCGCGAGACCAGGCGCAGCAGCUCGCGCUGCUCGCCAAGCAGGCGGCGGCGCCGGCGGCGCAUGCCACGCCGCAGCCGCCCGCGAUGGUCACCUCCAGCGUCACCGACUCCGACUGCAGCCUCGUCUCGUCCCCGGUGGACCCCUUCUUCGACCCCGUCACCUCCUCCGACCGGCGCCGCUGCGGCGGCAACGGCAAGCUCAGCCCGCCGCCGCCGGCGAAGCAGCAGCAGUUUGGCGCGGACGCCGUGCUCGACAUGCUCGCGGGGAAGAGGCCGCUGCCACCGAGGGGCCGGUUCCUGCAGUCCGUCAUGGAGGCCGGGCCGCUGCUGCAGAACCUGCUCGUCGCCGGCCCGCUCCCGCGGUGGCGCAACCCGCCACCCGUGCACGCGCUCGACACGGUUCCUGUCGGCGGCGUCCGCGGCGGAGUCUACGUCGGCGCGACACCCCUUCAUCCCACCAACGCGCUGGGCUACGCCCCCAACGCCAACGCCAACGCCUGCAUGAAGCGGCAGAUGCCCACCAUGGCCAUGGCCGCCGCCAACUGCUCGCCGGGCUUCGUCGCCAAGCGGCACAGGCUGCAUUGACCCUUCUCCGGCAGCUCCGUGCGGCCACCGACCUCGUCCGACGCCGGCUGCCUUUGUCGCCGACAGCCCACCUGUCGGUGGCACGGCAGCCUGCACUAGAGCGU